UUCGUUGUGAGUAAAAUGUUGUUUUAGCAACUAUUGACAUGUCAGAGUUCAGAGGUCGUAGGUUAAACACAACUCACGUUUUCAGAUGUUGAAGCUUCAUUUUGAUGUAGUCGGUGAUGGAAGCGGGGUCGAUGAUUACUGUCUUGUUUAGCAGAAGUAUUAUAAAAUGGCAUACGAAAAUGACACACCAACGAGGAUAUUUAUUGAGUGUUUGUGUAUGAUUUACAAUGUUUUAAAGGAACUGUCAGUUUCGAUGUACAGAUUUUUCGUAAGUUCACCACGGAAAUGCAUUAGUGGGGAAGUUGUGCUUAUAACUGGUAGCGGAGGUGCAAUCGGUCGAGCCCUAAGUCUUAGGUUUAGUAAACUCGGUGCUACGUUGGUGUUGUGGGAUAUAAAUGAAAAGAAGAACGAGGAGACUGCAUCGCUAAUAAAGCAGCAGGGAGGAUCAUGCUAUUCAUAUACACUGGAUAUAGGGCUACCGGAAGAGGUAUCGAAGGCAGCGCAGCGGGUGCGACAGGAGGUGGGCGAGGUGGACGUGCUGGUGAACAACGCGGCGGUGGUGACCGGACGGCCGCUACUGGAGUGCCCGGAUGAGAUGAUAGAGAGAACCUUCAGCGUGAAUCUCCUCGCGCAGUUUUACACCGUGAAAUGUUUCUUGCCCGCCAUGAUGAAGCGCCAUCAUGGUCACGUGGUCAACAUCGCGAGCUCGGUGGGCCUCGUGGGACUACGCCACCUGGCGGACUACAGCGCCUCCAAGGCCGGCGUGGUCGGCUUCUCAGAGGUGUUGAACCUCGAGGUGAAGUUCUCUGGGGUGACCGGGGUGCACACUACCACCGUGUGUCCGUCGUUCGUCAAAACCAGCCUCUUCCAGGGCUGCGAAAUGAGAUUCCCGUGCAUACUUCCGGCUCUGGACGUUGACGCAUGCGCAGACCGUAUUCUAGACGCGGUUCUGACCAAUCAGGUGAUCGUUUGCAUUCCGCGGAUCGUGUACUUCUUCUGCGUCAUGAAAACGAUACUGCCGGUGAACGUGAUGUGUUCAAUAUCUAAGUUUUUCGGCGCCAUCGACUUUAUGGACAAUUUUGUACAUGGAGAUAACGGAAAUGACCAAGCAGUUCCGAACAGAUCAGUGACGUCAAAUCCGGUUAACACAUCAUAGAAUAAGGCGCAUCAUUCCAUGUGAAAAAUCGUGCGGGUGAAUUGCGGUUAUGGAAAAGCAACUCCGAACAGAUCUGUGACGUCACAUCCGUUUACAAAAAUAGAUUUAGGCUCAGCAUUAAAAUGAGCUAUUUGCAAGAAGUGAAGGUAUAUAGGCCUAAGUCGACUUUAAUAUCUCUUUCUGCCAUUUUGGGUUAUUCGUGGAUUGAACAAAGCUCGAACAAGUUGCCGUUUGCAAAUGAUUGUUACAAUGAUCGCAAAUCUUUGCGAGCAACUUUAAAAAUAUAUUUUCUCCAUAUUGAUAUUUUUAUAUAACGUGUUCGUAUUUAUUGUUAAAACGUGUUUCAAAGGUUGUCUUUGUGUGCAUUGUUAUGUUGUGAACUUAGUGAAUAGAUUGUUUCCGUGGUUUCAGAAUUUUGUAACUGUAAAUGUGUUCAAUGUAUUUAGUACCUGUAUUUAAAAUGUUGUUAUUUUGUAUUGUACCAGCCGUGUAAUGCCGCAUAUAUAUGAGUCGCGUUCUGAGAAAACUGGUCAUAAUGCAUGUGCGUAAAGUGUCGGCCCAGAUUAGCCUGUGCAUUUCGCACAGGCUAAUCAGGGGACGACACUUUCCGCCUAAAUUGGAUUUUUUCUAAGAAGAGACUUCAUUUAUCGAAAAAUGUCAUAAAAGCGGAAAGUGUCGUUCCUGAAUAGCCUGUGCGGACUGCACAGGCUACUUUAGGACAACACUUUAUACACAUGCAAUAUGCCCAGUUUUCUCAGAACACGACUCAUAUGUAAACAAACGCAAUUACCGUAAGAAUAGUCUAUGAAUAUACGGGACACGAUACAUAAUUUAUAAAGCUCAUGCUUUGUUUCUAAGGCUCUAUUGAUCUGACGACUGUAUAACUGCUCGUCCUUCGCCAAUACAUGUCAUAUUGGUUUGUAUGAAUAUUCCAUCGUGUUUUGUUCACUUGUUUUAAAUGAAAAAAAAAGACUUACUUAUGGUACCCCGAAUUUCUCUUCAGUUAAUGUUAAUGUCGUAUUGGUUUUUAUGAAUAUUCCAUCGUGUUUUGGUCAAAUGUUUUAAAUAUAAAAAAAGACCUGAA
Messenger RNA from Dreissena polymorpha, 2240 nucleotides. RefSeq names its product epidermal retinol dehydrogenase 2-like. The transcript is spliced from 5 exons. NCBI's taxonomy places the organism in Eukaryota, Metazoa, Mollusca, Bivalvia, Myida, Dreissenidae. Gene Ontology annotation, molecular function: oxidoreductase activity, acting on the CH-OH group of donors, NAD or NADP as acceptor. The record is from RefSeq and is a predicted model, not a curated record. Gene Ontology annotation, cellular component: lipid droplet. The coding region runs from base 167 to 1156 and encodes 329 amino acids.